CGUCACUUCCUGUACUCCUUGGCGAAGUCGAUCUUACAGUUGUAAACUGGUGAAGUUAGUAUUGCGUCUUUUCCGGAACUUAAGGCUACUCAGGAAGGCGCCCCUGUCGCUGCAUCCGCCAGUGACUAGUUCUUCUGGCAAACCAGUUAUUCGAGUUUGUAGUCUUUUUGCAAAGCCUGUGUCCCCGUACGGUGGCCGACGAGGUCAGUGUGUGGCGGAAGUGUCCCGCGAGUGGGUGUGAGCGCCAGGCCGGGCCGAGGUGCACGUGGCUCUGAGUGUGCGGAGCAAAGCCCGGAGAUGUCGUUCCGAGGCGGAGGUCGUGGAGGCUUUCAUCGGGGCGGCGGUUUCAACCGUGGCGGCGGCGGCGGCAGCAACCAUUUCCGCGGUGGCGGCGGCGGCAGUUUCCGAGGCGGCGGCAGAGGAGGGUUUGGGCGAGGGGGUGGCCGCGGAGGCUUCAACAAGGGCCAGGACCAAGGACCUCCGGAGCAAGUAGUGGUAUUAGGAGAGUUCCUGCAUCCCUGUGAAGAUGACAUAGUUUGUAAAUGUACCACAGAUGAAAAUAAGGUGCCUUAUUUCAAUGCUCCUGUUUACUUAGAAAACAAAGAACAAAUAGGAAAAGUGGAUGAAAUAUUUGGACAACUUAGAGAUUUUUAUUUUUCAGUUAAAUUGUCAGAAAACCUGAAGGCAUCCUCCUUUAAAAAACUACAGAAGUUUUACAUAGACCCUUACAAGCUGCUACCACUGCAGAGGUUUUUACCUCGGCCGCCAGGUGAGAAAGGACCUCCAAGAGGUGGUGGCAGGGGAGGCCGAGGCGGAGGCCGAGGUGGAGGCCGAGGCGGAGGAGGCCGAGGUGGCGGCAGAGGUGGAUUUAGAGGUGGAAGAGGAGGCGGAGGUGGAGGCUUCAGAGGAGCAAGAGGAGGUGGAUUCCGAGGGAGAGGACAUUAGAUGCGCCGUACUUCUCCAGGGACUUCUGCUUUCACCGAAUGGUUUGCCUCCAUGGUACGUCAGAGUAUGCAUCUGGAACAAGUCUCCAGGGUGCGGCUGCCAGCAUCGGUGGAGCUGAAGUGUCAGUGUCCUGCAGAAACGAUCGGGGCAGAGGAGUCACUUUUGCUCUGAAAGAGCAUGAACAAGGCUAAUACUUUGUACAGUGCCUGGCACUCUGUGGGUGCUUAAUACAUGGACAAGAGCUAUCAUUGGAAUCAUUUUUCAAUUUUUUAAAAUAAAAUGUUUUAUUCCUUUAAGGUA
Chinchilla lanigera (long-tailed chinchilla) is the source of this 1245-nucleotide messenger RNA. It is a transcript of the gene Gar1, whose product is annotated as GAR1 homolog, ribonucleoprotein. The coding region runs from base 298 to 945 and encodes 215 amino acids. Gene Ontology annotation, molecular function: box H/ACA snoRNA binding. Gene Ontology annotation, biological process: ribosome biogenesis; snoRNA guided rRNA pseudouridine synthesis. The record is from RefSeq and is a predicted model, not a curated record. Gene Ontology annotation, cellular component: box H/ACA snoRNP complex. The transcript has 7 exons. NCBI's taxonomy places the organism in Eukaryota, Metazoa, Chordata, Mammalia, Rodentia, Chinchillidae.